Molecule: messenger RNA, 2190 nt
Organism: Setaria italica (foxtail millet)
Lineage: Eukaryota; Viridiplantae; Streptophyta; Magnoliopsida; Poales; Poaceae
Product: importin subunit alpha-1b
Exons: 11
Coding region: 159-1745 (528 amino acids)
Biological process (GO): NLS-bearing protein import into nucleus
Cellular component (GO): cytoplasm; nucleus
Molecular function (GO): nuclear import signal receptor activity; protein binding
Source: RefSeq, a predicted model, not a curated record
CCGGCGCCCGCCUGCCUCUCUCCUGGCUCGCUUCUCCUCCUUCCUUCUUGCGUCCGUUUCGGGAAUCAAAACGGCGCGCUUCUGCUCCCCUCCUCAUUUCGCCGGGUUGCGCAGUUCGCGCCCACCGGUUUCUUCCGCUAGGGUUCCGGCGAGAGGCAAUGUCGCUGCGACCGAGCGAGCGGACGGAGCUGCGCCGGAGCAGCUUCAAGCCGUCGGCGGACUUGGACGAGAGGCGGCGGCGGCGCGUGGGCUUCACGGUCGACAUCCGCAAGAGAAGCCGCGACAGCGCGCUCCAGAAGACCCGCCGCGCCGCCGCGGGCGGGGAGGCGGCCCCGCUCGCGCGGUCUCAGCAGCCGUCGCCGGUCCCCGAGACGAGGUUGGGGAGUAUCCCGGCGCAGUUGGCAGAAGGGUUGCUCUCGGGAGACAUCAGCGUGCAGGUGGAGGCCGUCAGGGAGUUCAGGAAGCUGCUCUCGAUCGAGAACCCCCCGACCGAAGAGGUGGUCAGCUCUGGACUGGUGCCUGUCUUUAUACAGUUGCUUUCUAGGGAGGGCUGCCCUGAGCUCCAGUUUGAGGUAGAGCAGGUUCUCACCACUAUUGCUUUGCGCACAGCAGAUGAUACUAUUGCCAUGCUUAUCUUUGUGAAGCUUCUCAGCUCACCAAGUGAGGAUGUCCGUGAACAGGUGGUGUGGGCCCUGGGAAAAAUGGCUAGUAACACCACAAUAUGCCGUGGCCUGAUACUUGCACAUGGUGCACUCUUCCCUGUGCUUCAGCAGUUCUGCGGACAUGCCAAACUCUCAAUGCUGCACAAGGCCAGCUGGGCCCUCUUAAACAUCUGCCAUGGCUUGUCACAGGCCGACUUUGAGCAUGUGAAGCCAGCACUCCCAGUAUUGCGACAACUCAUUCACUCUCAAGAUGUUGAGGUCCUAAGUAAUGCAUGCAGGGCCCUUUCUUACUUGUCUGAUGGUGGUAAUGACAAUAUCCAAGCUGUGAUUGAAGCUGGAGCAUGCCCUCAGCUUGUUGAGCUCCUUAACCAUUCUUCACCUUCGGUGCUCAUUCCUGUGCUGCAUGUGAUUGGUAACAUUGUCAGUAGGGAUGAUGCCCAGAUUCAGUGUAUCAUUGAUCUUCAAGCACUUCCCUAUCUUUUGAAUCUUCUGACAACAAAUAGAAAUAAAGGCAUAAAACCUGAAGUUUGUCGAAUCAUCUCCAAUAUCAUGGCUGGAAACAAGGAGCAGAUUCAGAGUGUGAUCAAUGGGAACAUGGUUGGUCCUUUGGUACAUCUGAUGCAUACCGCUGAGUUUGGUGUCAGGUAUGAAGCUGCUUGGGCAAUCGCUAAUGCAGCAUCUGGUGGGACACAUGAUCAGAAAAGGUAUCUUGUGAGCCAGGGUUGCAUCAAGGCGUUUUGUGAUUUGCUUAGCUAUUCUGACACUAGUAUAUUAAUGGUUUGUUUGGAGGGCCUUGAUGAUAUCUUGAAGGCUGGGGAGGCCGACAAGUCCCCAUGGGGUUGCAAUGUCAACAUGUAUGCGCAAAUGAUUGAAGAUAAUGAAUGGCUGGACAAGAUUGAGAAUCUCCAGAACCAUGACAACAGCAGGAUAGUUGAGAUGGCGGCUUGUUUGCUCGAGUCGUACUGGUCAAAUGAAGAUAAAGCCAUGCCCAUGCCCUGGGAUGAUCCCGUGUCAUGGUUAGCGGAAGAUAACACUCCUAAUUUCAGUUUCUUUGAUGGACCAGGGGAUUGCGACUUUGGCUGAAACCUGAAGAUGGUCACAUGAUUACUCGGAAAAUGUGCCCUAGAUAUCUGGAUUGGAGCUUCAGGUUGGGGAAGAAUCAUGUUACUCAGUCACGUUUGGGUCCUGUCAGCCUGAAUUCAGUCUGUCUGUAAUGGUUGGCCGGUGGUCACAAUGAAAGUAGAGCCAAAAUUUUCCUGAAUUAGCUGCACCUCUAUUUUGCGCCUUGGUGUCUAUGUCCUGCAGUUGACUCAUCUGGCUUUUAUGGCUCUCUAGAUGAGGAGCUGGAGAGAACUGUGUGUUGUUGAUGUUAAAACUCCUUUUGACCUCUAGCCUGUAGCAUGAGCUAUGGUUAUACAUUCCAUGUUGUGAAGACAAGAGGAAGGUUGGUUUGCUUCUGUAAAAGAUUAUGUUCACUAGCUGAAGUCAUUGAUCGAAAAAAUGCCAGUGGGUUUUGUGAGCCCGAUCA